Messenger RNA from Lolium rigidum, 1204 nucleotides. RefSeq names its product serine/arginine-rich-splicing factor SR34-like. The coding region runs from base 44 to 913 and encodes 289 amino acids. Lineage: Eukaryota; Viridiplantae; Streptophyta; Magnoliopsida; Poales; Poaceae. Gene Ontology annotation, molecular function: mRNA binding. The transcript has 14 exons. The record is from RefSeq and is a predicted model, not a curated record. Gene Ontology annotation, cellular component: ribonucleoprotein complex; cytoplasm; nucleus.
CAAUCCUCCGCCGUCCCCUGCUCCUCCGGUUGCCAAAGGAAGGAUGAGUAGGCGCUGGAGCCGGACUAUUUACGUUGGGAACCUCCCUGGGGAUAUCCGGGAGAGGGAGGUGGAAGAUCUGUUCUACAAGUAUGGAAAGAUAGUUGAAAUUGACUUGAAGGUCCCCCCAAGGCCACCUGGCUUUGCUUUCGUGGAGUUUGAAGAUCCCCGUGAUGCUGAAGAUGCGAUUCAUGGUCGAGAUGGCUAUAACUUUGAUGGGAACCGGCUGAGGGUCGAACUUGCACAUGGCGGGAGGGCUAACUCUUCAUCCAUCCCGAACAGCUUUGGUGGUGGUGGUGGAGGACGCCGUGGUGGUGUCUCCAGGCACACGGAAUAUCGUGUUCUGGUUACUGGACUACCUUCUUCUGCAUCAUGGCAGGAUCUGAAGGACCAUAUGAGAAAGGCUGGUGAUGUUUGUUUCUCUGAGGUUUACCGUGAGGGUGGUGGUACAAUAGGAAUUGUUGAUUAUACAAACUAUGAUGAUAUGAAGUACGCUAUAAGGAAGCUUGAUGAUACUGAAUUUAAAAACGCCUUCUCUCGGGCGCCUAUAAGGGUGAAGGAGUAUGCUGGCAAAAACAGUCGCUCCUAUUCACGAAGCCGCAGCAGAAGCCGAAGUCGCAGCUACAGCAGAAGCAGGAGUCCAAGCAAGUCUCCAAAGAAAAAACCUUCACGCCGUUCAGCGUCAAGAUCUCGGUCGAGAUCAGUGUCUUCUCAUUCACCAGCAGAGUCAAAGGGACGUUCUCCAUCAAGAUCACCAGCAAAAUCAAUGUCCCCUAAUGCAUCUCCUGCCAAUGGUGUAGCAGCAAGCCCAAAGAAACGUAGCCCAAGCAGGAGCCCAUCACGUUCCCGAUCUCCUGAUGCCAAAUCAGAAUAAAGCUCAUGCGCAGCUCCAGGCGGUGGGAGAAUAGAGGCAUGGUCUUCAAAUAACUUGCAUAUUUGUUGUCCUCGUCAACUUCUGAAUCCUAUGUCAAAGUACUUUCCACAUGUUCCGUUAUUCUAGGUUCAUGCAUGAUAUUUCUGUAAACUUAUUUGGUUGGAUUUUUGAGAUUUAUUUACUUUCUUAAUGAUGAGCAUAUUUACUUAGGUUAUGUAAUGGUAUUGGUCGUACUGGAAGACAUUUGGAAACUUUUUAUUGUGUAAUGCUGAAAAUGCAAAUUUACGAUAA